This is a messenger RNA of Aphanomyces invadans, 150 nucleotides long. RefSeq lists its product as hypothetical. NCBI's taxonomy places the organism in Eukaryota, Oomycota, Saprolegniomycetes, Saprolegniales, Verrucalvaceae. The record is from RefSeq and is a predicted model, not a curated record. The coding region runs from base 1 to 150 and encodes 49 amino acids. The transcript is spliced from 2 exons.
AUGAAGUACGGCGAUGACUACAAGCUCCUCCAACUUGCCAAGGACAUACAAAGCGACCUGGAUGCCAUGGACCGUACCGACAUGGAAAGGAUCUUUGCAAAAGUGCUAUAUAUGGACGAGCUGGCGCAAUUCUUUAACGAAUUGCCCUGA